AUGGAGAGAAUACAAUCAAGCACAGACAAUUCCGAUAGAGAAGAGAAAUUCGAGGAUGCAAGUGAUGUUCACGACUCUUCACAUCGAGAUUCAUCCCAGCAAGAACGACCUCCGUUGGACCCCAGCAACGUCAGCGGGUCCCAAGCUGCGCUUGACCAUGACAAGCAAUCUAUGCCGCCGCAAAGAGAGAGUACAGGGAGUUCAGAACAAAAAUUCCCUGAUAUAACAACAGAUACCGUUGGCGUGGAUGAUUCUGCAUCGACUCGGUCACACGAUGGCCAACAAAUGCCUACUCUCAAACCUCCAGAAGCCUCUGCCGAUAAUUCGGAUCCGUCUUCCAAAUCCCUUCCUGCCAAACCUGCGUCUCGUCCUUCAAGAUUCCAAGGCUUUUCAGCCUCUCUUCCUUCAGUACCAUGGGGCGCUCCACCACCUCCGCCCGCCAAAAAGGGUUCGGAUGCACGAGCACCUUCACCGCAGCCGCCUCAAUCCUCCUCUUCCUUCGGACGCAAAGUCACCACUCCUUUUGGCUGGUUAAGCCGAGCGACCUCGACCCCCAAAGAAACCCGUUCUCCUCCUUUACCCUCCAGAACCCAAUCUGACGCUCGCCGGAGUACCGCUGCCUCGGUCUCUACCCUUGGAAGCAAUCCCGAUCUCAUGUUGAAGGCUUUGGAAGAGUCACAAGAUGGAUCCAAUGGACAGAGGCCGUCGAGAGCAUCCCUGCGCGAGCAAUUCAAGAUGUUGCGGAUGCGAGAAGAAGCAGGAAUCACCAAUCUAGAAGGGACAGAAAAAUCCGAGGGCGGGGCCAUAGCAGGGUUGAUAGGACGAUCAGCGAGUUUAGGUGUGGGCAUUGCCACUCCCGGAGGCGUCAGUCAAGAUGAAAAUAUUGUAUCAACUCCGGUCGUAUCUCCUUCCUCACCGAUGGCCGAAACGAUUCCGACCAAUCCGAAUCUCGCCCCUGGAACUGUGGCCGGCGUGGCGGUGGCGGCAGCGGAUACCGCCAUACCAAUUGAUUGGGAUUUCUGGCAGAAUGUUGUGAACGAAGGACCUCAAGCCGUCGCUCGGACGAGUCCCGAUGAGUUUACUCAAGCGAUUAGUGGUGGAAUUCCUCAAACAAUCCGACCGGUGAUCUGGCAAGUUCUUGCGGGCAGUAAAAACGAGGAUUUGGAGGCCGUCUACUUUGACCUCCGCUCUCGAGGCCCCAAUACAGAUGCAAGGGAAGGCUUGCCGAAAUCACCCUUGCUCAACGGUAAUGUCAAUGGCAGUGUCAAAGAAAAGGAUUCGGUAGGAUCCUCCAGAUCGUCCGUUCGGUCUGAUCACUCAACGCCCGCCACUAGUGCUAAUGUCGGAAUGGCAUCUCCGUCUCCAUCUGGAGAACCAACCGAUCCGAUGAGCAGCGCGCCUCUUCCGACUCAAUUAGCUGUGGAACGAGCUAAAAAAGCAAAGGAAGAUUCCGUUGCACUCACCAAGCUAGAGAAAAUGAUCAAACGCGACAUGGGCUCAAGGACCAGCUAUUCAAAGUAUGCAGCUGCUGCAGGCCUCCAGGAUGGACUUUUCCAUGUGUGUCGAGCUUAUGCGCUCUUUGACGAUGCUGUUGGAUACCCCCAAGGCAUGAACUUUAUCGUCAUGCCUAUGCUUUUCACGAUGCCAGAAGAAGAAGCCUUUUGCCUUUUAGUUCGACUGAUGAACAAGUAUCAAUUGCGCGAUCUGUUCAUCCAGGAUAUGCCCGGUUUACAUCUGCACCUUUACCAGUUUGAGCGGUUACUGGAAGACCUCGAGCCCGCCUUAUUUUGCCACCUCAAUCGCCGAGGUGUCACUCCUAGGCUUUACGCCACUCAAUGGUUUCUUACCCUGUUCGCCUACCGAUUCCCACUUCAACUCGUCAUGCGCGUCUUUGAUCUGAUACUGUGUGAGGGCCUUGAAGGCGCGAUCCUGAAAUUUGGAAUGGCCGUCAUUCAGCGAAAUGUUCCGACGCUGUUGGGAAUGCAAGAUAUGCAAGCUCUAACAACCUUCCUGAAAGAGAAGAUAUUUGAUGUCUACAUUGAUGCCACUCCUUCCUCGAAAUCAGUUUUGGAAUCAGGGUUCUUCGGCAGCUCAGGCGGUUCCGACACGGAGGUUUAUCGAGCAGAUCUACUGGUCCAAGAUGCAUGUGCGGUCCGGCUCACUCCUGAAAUGCUGAAUCGGUACAGAGAAGAAUGGGAAACUACCACAAAGGCCGAAAAGGCACGAGAGACCGAAUUGGAAAACUUGAAGACUGAUUGUGCCACCAAGGCUGCCCAGAUCCGAUCCCUCGAGAAACGGGCCGAAAAGUUUGAUGCCGAACACGUUGAAAUCGCCAACGAGCUUGUGAGACUGAAAGUCGAGAAUAACGAGCUUCAAGAUCGGAACGAAAGUUUGAACGGACAGGUCGAAGAGUUACGAAAAGUUGCUGAAAGCGAAGCGGCAAAUGUCGAAGAGAGAAUGCGAGCCGGUACUGAACAAGUCAUGCAGCGAAAUAUCGAGGUGCAGAAUGAAAAUCGUCAUAUGGAAGAACAAAUGGCCGAGAUGGAAAAAGAGCUUGUAAAGAUGAAAGUGAAAUAUGCUGAGCUCAAUGCCGAACAUGAGGGGCUCAAGCAGAAAUGGAAUGAUCUGAAACGAGCUCUUGAGUAG
This is a messenger RNA of Rhinocladiella mackenziei CBS 650.93, 2646 nucleotides long. RefSeq lists its product as uncharacterized. The transcript has 3 exons. NCBI's taxonomy places the organism in Eukaryota, Fungi, Ascomycota, Eurotiomycetes, Chaetothyriales, Herpotrichiellaceae. Bases 1 to 2646 code for a protein of 881 amino acids. The record is from RefSeq and is a predicted model, not a curated record.